GGCUGCAGGGUCAGUUUACAGACAGACGACAGACAGACAGACAGACAGACAAGCCAUCCCGCAGGACAGACAGUUGUCUGGUUGGGUAAAAAUCUGUUGUGCAUGAUGUCAGAACAGUGUGUGAAGCUGCUGGAAGAUGCCAGGAAAUAUAACAGAAGAAAUGCAAAGCCUGAGGACAGAGAUUAUCAUUCAGAUGUAGACAACGUGGAACAGCGGCAGAGAUUUGAGAAGAUGGUGGGCGACCCUCUGCAGGUUGUAGAUCCGGAGCAAAAGGAGCUGUCAGGCAGGAGGAAACCAGCAUUAGUCAGAUCAAAGACCUUCGACCACUCUCUGCUGACUCAGGUCCAAACAGAAUUAGAUCCAAAGAUCGAGAGGAAGAAGUCUCACUACAGCCAGCUUUCGAAAAGCAACUGCCAGUACCAUAAAAUAUUUAAGGAGAUCAGCAAAGAGGAACAGCUGAGACAGAGUUACACAUGUGCUCUGCAGAAAGACAUCCUCUACCAGGGACGGAUGUUUGUCUCAGACCAUUGGAUCUGCUUUCACUCCAAGGUGUUUGGCAAAGACACAAAGAUCGCCAUCCCGGUGAUGUCUGUCAUUUGCUUCAAGAAGACCAAAACUGCCAUCCUGCUGCCAAACGCGCUGGUGAUCGGCACUGCUAACGACAGGUACGUCUUUGUGUCCUUCCUGUCCAGAGACAACACCUACAAGUUCUUGAUGUCCAUUUGUUAUCAUCUGGAGGAGAAGAGUCCAUGCAGCAGCCCCGUCCCCUGCUCAGCUGAGAACAGCUUCAGAGGUCAGAGGUCACCUCGGUCGCCUCGCUUCCCUCUGAGUUUUCCAGGUGAAUUCUAUGAUCUGGACGUAGCGGUGAAACAGAGGAGGCAGGAAAUGGAAGAGAGCAGCAGCUCGGACUCUCAGACCCCCGACUACGACAAGACAGCAGGGUUCCCUGUUCCUCCAUUCCUGGAUGUUUUGAAGCGCACAGACAGUGCAUCUCCACCUGAACAUCCAGACCAUCAGCACAAAGUGAAGAGCCAGCAUCAGAACAAGCCGACCUCGGACAACACGCAGAAUUUCCCACACCACGCUGGCCCAGAGCUGGUGAUUGACAGCAGAACUCUGAAACCAGUUUUGCUCAACACACUGCUGUUGUUCUACUUGUUACUAGUGUUUGUCCUAGUCUUGUCUUCCUGUUACCUGGCCUUUAAGGUCGUCUCAUUGGAGCAGAGACUGACUACGCUCAGCUCCAUCUCCGACUUCCCCCACCAAGAAAAGGAAUUUUUGGGGGCGAGUGACGUGAACAUGGAGCUUUUUUCAGAACUACUGUCCAUUAACCUGAUGAAGCUGGAGAAGGUGCAGAAGAACCUGCAGAGAUUGCUGGAUGAAGCUGCCUGAAUGUUCUGAAAACCUGUAGACUGCCUGUGCUGUAUACAGUUCUAUAAAUACACUGUACAUAUGUACAGUAGUUUAUUAGACAUUAUAAACUGACCAAAACCAAUAUGUAUUUAUGCAAUAACACAAAAAGGCUUGAAAAUGAUGAUGAUGAUGAUGAACCAUCUUUAAAUACUGUUAGAGAGUUCAAUUUCCUCUCUUUUGGAAAGUGUGUUUAGCUGGUAACCACACCCAGCAGUGAUGAGCAUGUUGCUUUGUUGGAGAAGAUUUUAAACAGGUGAUUUAGACCACAGAAGAAGAAGAAGAAGAAGAAGAAGAAGAAGAAGAAGAAGAAGAAGAAGAAGAAGAAGAAGAAGAAGAAGAAGAAGAAGACACACUUUAUUAAUCCCUUACAGGGAAAUUGCUUUCUCUACUCUGUUGUGUUGACACACAUUAAACACACAGAGGAUAUACAUGCACAAACACAGAGGAAAUACAUGCACACACAACCACAUGCAGAGGAGAGGUGGCAGAGCAGAGAGGCAGCCAGGUACCCGGCGCCAAGGGAGCAGAUAGAGGUUAGGUGCCUUGCUCAAGGGCACCUCGGCAGUGGCCUAGGAGGAGAACUGGCACCUCUCCAGCUACUAGCUCACUCCAUACACACGUUUACAAUGUUCACUAAGGUACUAAAUCAUGUAAAAAGUAUGGUCAUUUUUUCAUAGACUUCUAUACAAUUGGACUUCUUUUUGCAUCCUGUGGACAGGCCACCACGUUCCCAUUUGAAAGAUGCAGGUAUAAGUCACUUCAGCAUUCGCUUUACUUUUUUAGAUUCAGGGAUUGCCAGACUAGAUAUUUUUCUUGUUGGUUCAAUUAUAAACUAAAAAAAAAGGCAAGUCAAUAGUAAGAUCAGAUAUUGUCUCAGUACAUGUGACUGUGAAUCAAUGAAGAACAGAACAUAAACGAUGCUGAAAUGUACCUUGUUGUUCCAAAAAAGGCUCUUGUGGUGGAGCAUGUGAGCUGGUUAAAAUGUAAACAUGUUAAAGUUCUCCACUGUGAGCACCACAGUCCAUAAUUACCUUUUUUAAAUACAUUUCCCCUGAGAUGUUUGGUUGUGCGUUGUGUUUCCAUUCUGCAACACUUCUGACACGCUUUGCAAAACAACAAUUUCAAAGGUUGUCCAGCAGCAAAAUCUUUUUUGUCAAGGAAUCUUUGGAUGACAUAUAGCUUCAGUCAUUUGGUGGGGUAUUUACUGAUGUAUUUAAUGUGGCACAAUACAAAGUGAAAUUCUAAUGAGCUUCCAUAAACCAAAGACAUAAUUCCAGGCUUUUUAACACAAACAUUUUCCCAAAACGUUCGAAAAACAUUGGCUUUCAGACAAGGGAACCAGAAGUAGUAAAAUUCUGGUUCACCUUCAGGUUUUAGGACUCAAUACUGCACCACUAUUGUUAUUGUUUUGUUUACCACUGACAGUGAAUGAUAAAUAAAUUAACUGUAAGUGUGCAUCAACUGAAAACUUGAAAUGCAACCGUGACAUACGUGCAUAAAAAACAAUCAUAUAUUUUGAUGUCUCUAGCUAAGUUCCACACAACCGACUGUUACACAUAUGACUGUGAUGCUGUACUGUAAAUAUAGAAAGGAUACACAGAUUUAAUGGUGUGAUUUAUUUUCUUGUGGUGAAUAAAGCUUGAUAUGUUCUUUAA
Molecule: messenger RNA, 3068 nt
Organism: Eleginops maclovinus (Patagonian blennie)
Lineage: Eukaryota; Metazoa; Chordata; Actinopteri; Perciformes; Eleginopidae
Gene: gramd2b
Product: GRAM domain-containing protein 2B
Exons: 14
Coding region: 103-1392 (429 amino acids)
Cellular component (GO): cytoplasmic microtubule
Source: RefSeq, a predicted model, not a curated record